Molecule: messenger RNA, 6083 nt
Organism: Myripristis murdjan (pinecone soldierfish)
Lineage: Eukaryota; Metazoa; Chordata; Actinopteri; Holocentriformes; Holocentridae
Gene: matr3l1.1
Product: matrin 3-like 1.1
Exons: 24
Coding region: 183-4328 (1381 amino acids)
Molecular function (GO): zinc ion binding; RNA binding
Source: RefSeq, a predicted model, not a curated record
UUCCGGUCGUAGUUAGCUUGGAUUAGCUUGAUAGCUGGUUCAAUAAUUUUCUUCCUUACCAGCAACUUUCUGAUUUACUGUCACAUCUCACAUCUCACCUGUGACUUUGGGUGACUGGGCGCUGUGUAAAGUGAGUGUCUGAAGAAAACGCCCAGUGCGUCUAUCCACAGCUACGUCCCAUCAUGUCUAACAACUACCCGUACAGAAGAGCGCCGCCAGCCGCUGCUGACUCUUGGCCUGACCACGGGACUUACCGCUCAUCAGACCGCCGCCACACCUCUGAGGACUACGACAUUUACAGGCUUCCUCAUGAGGCGUCGUCUCAUUUGUCUUCUUCCUCCUCUGGAGACUUGAGGGAGUCGUCGUACUCGGCCUCAAGGUCGGACAGCGCUCUCGUCCUCCUCAGCAGCUGCGGCCUGGAACCUGAUGACCUAGCACUGCUGGCCGAGCUGCCCGAGGACAUCCUCACCGUCGAGUCGCUCCCGCACCUCCUUAAGGAGAUCAAAGACAAGAGGGGGGUGAGCAAGCCGCACCUUCCCGUGCCUUCAUCGUCUUCGUCUUCCUCCUCCUCUGCCCGUCCUUCUGCCUCAUCUCGUCUGCACACCGCUAGCAGCUCCAGCAGUGAGUUGGAUAGCCUGCGGGGCCAGCCUGUGCAGUACCCACUUGACCACGCCUUCAUCACGCCCAAGCCCCUCCCACCUGAACAGGUGCAGGACUGGCAGGACCGCUGGGGGAAUCCCAGAAGGACCAGCUCCAACACUUACAAACCCUCGUCUAGUGUAGAUCCCAAGCCCCUCCCGCCCGAGCAGGUUGAGGAGUGGCAGGACCGCUGGGGGAACCCCCGGAGGAACCCCUCCACCGCUUACAAACCCUCCUCAAGUGCAGAGCUGCCAUCAUCAGCAUCAGCAUCAUCAUCCUCCAGCUACGUCGUGGACUAUGACCAUCGCGUAAAGUCCACUGAUUACGAUAAGAGCGGGAGAGAUGGAGGUUCGGGCUCCAGGUAUGACCGACCUUCUUACAGCUCAGCGGAGGAAGAGAGCCGCAGCAGAAACUCAGCUUCCCGCCUCUCCCAUCCCGGAUCAGCUGAUUACAGGUUUGCGCCUCCUCACGACGAGUACCGUGCCAAAGCUCAGACGGAGCGCCGCAAUCCGGACCACUCUUCCAUCAGGAGCAGCAGCAGCAGCAGCAGCAGGCCCAACAAGGUUCCCUUGCCCUCCAAGAAAGCAGCGCUUGACUUCCACGGGUCGGUGCCGGAGACGUACCCAUACUCGUGCACACUGUGUGGGACCACUGUCCUCACAGAGAAGUUCUGGCUCCAGCAUAUCAACGGGUCUCAACAUGCAGACGGACAGCUCAACCUGCUUCAGUGGUUUCCCGACUGGGACUGCCGCAUGGAGACAAUUGAAAGGGCCGACAGCGAAUCGGAGAAGCCGAAGGAUGAAGGGAGGCACGCCAGCCAGUCCCAGACAGCCAGUCAAAGCUCUUAUCCACAGCCGAAUAAAAAGUCCACAAAGAAGUCUGCAGGGAACAGCAAAGUGGUCUGUGUUAAAUUUCCAGCCCAUUCUGUGGAUGAGAAGCACCUGAGAACGUUGACUGAGCCGUUUGGGAAAAUAGUGAAAGUCAUCAUGUUUCCCACCUUGGCGUUUGUGGAGCUGGGCUCCACCGACCAGGCCAAGGACUUGGUGAAGUACUACGAGAACCACCCUCCCUCCGUAAAGGGCGAAAACAUGAGCUUCUACAUGUCCAACACCUUCAACUUCCUGCAGAGUUCCCGGGUGUUGAGCUUCGCUCCCGCUCCGGCAGGCGAGGACGGAUUCUCCGACCUCAUCAGCAUCGCUAAGCGCUUCGGCCCGCCGCUCUACACUCUGUUCCUGCCGUCCAUGGCUUUUGUUGAAAUGAAAAAUGCCGAAGAUGCUCAAAAGCUGAAUGAAUACUAUUCGUCCAACACCCUGAGGAUAAACGGUCAAACUAUAAAGGUUGCUUUCUCUGGAGAAUACAACACCCUCAUGCGGGUUUCCUCAGCCAAGAGGUACGAAGAGGAGAGUUCUUCAACCAAGAGGACGAAGAGUCCCAGCUCAUCGAGAGACGAGGCCACGCCGGCCAAGAAGAGGAGGGGCAGUAGAGACGGUGAGGACAGGCAGAGGAGUGAAACGAGGUCCAGAUCCAGAUCCAGAGACAGAUCCCGAGACAGAUCCUCCAGGGCUGGCAGGUCCAGGGAGAAGACAGCGGUCCUGGACAAAACUCAGCAAAUCAAAACAGAGCCCAAAGCCAACAAAUCAGCAUCUUCCAGGUCCAGGUCCAGAGAUCGAUCCAGAGACAAAUCCAAAUCCAGAGAUAAAUCCAGAUCCAGAGACAAAUCCAAAUCCAGAUCCAGAUCGAGAGACAGAUCCAGAUCCAGAGAUAAAUCCAGAGACAGAUCGUCCAGGGCUGGCAGGUCCAGGGAGAAGGCCGUGGCUCCUGAAAAAACUCAGCCAACUAAAACGGAGCCCAAAACUCAGCAAAGCAAAGCGGAGCCAGAAACCGACAAACCAGCAUCUCCCAGCAAACCUGAAACCAGUGAGAACGAACCGAUGGAGGCGGAAGCAGCGUCUUCUGGAGACGAGAGCGACAUCGAGGGGAUGGAGGUGAUCGGAGAAGAUGGAGAGAAUCUGGAGGACGACUACUUGGAGAUUCUGGAUGAAGCCAGCGGAGACAUGGAAGGAGAGGAGGAGGAGGAGGAGGAAAACAAGGAAGGGGAAGGGGAAGGAGAAGGAGAGGAAGGAGAGGGUUCGCUGGAGGAGGAAGCCGCCGAGGGAGAAGGUCAAGCAGAGACCAUCGACUCUCCUGAGCAAGGGAACGAGGAGGAGGUGACGAGAGAGGAGAAACCCGAGAUGAAAGAAGAGGAAGACGAGGAGGAGGAGGAGGAGGUUUUAGAGAACGAGGUGACAUCUGAGAUCAACUUGAAGAAAGAAGAGUCAGAAACCAGCAGAGAACUGGAAGCACAGGAGAGCACAGAGACGCACCUGGAGGACGACGAGGAGGAACCAGAUUUCCCAGAGGACCUUGAGAACUGCAUCACUCUGGAUGAACUGGAUGAAGACAAAUCUGACGAUGAAGAGGAGGAGAACAGAGAUGAACCCAAGUCUUGCAGAGUGAUUUAUUUUAAGGGGCUGCCGCAGCGCUACUACACCGACUCGGACUUUGUGAAGAUCGUGAAGGGCUUCGGGAAAGUGGCGCGCUACUAUCUGAACCGCAACCACCAGCAGGGCUUCAUAGAGAUGUGCAGCUCCUCAGAGGCUUUCAGGGCCGUCAGGGAGCUCAGCAGCAAAACCUUGGAGUUCCACGGCUCCCAGCUUGUCGUCCAGAUUUCACACAAGUACCGGAGGCUUGUCGAAGGAUGGGAAGUUCAGUCGGACUCAGAGUCGGACGAGGAGAGGAGGAGGGGGAGCAGGAGCCGAAGCAGGAGGAGCGAGAGGAGCAGCAAGUCCAAGACCUCGGAGACGGAGGAGUCAAACAGGAAGUCUGCUGCGAGACCGGAGCCCUCCAAAAAGACGCCGGAGAAGGAAUCGACGGGCAGAAAGACUCCAGAAAAGGAGUUGGCAGCAGAAAAGACUUCUGAGGAAGAGUCAACAAGCAAAAAGACGCCGGAGGAAGAGGACUCGGCUCAGAAGACGCUCGAAAAGGAGGAGCUCGAAGGCAAAGAGACUCCACAGAAAAGACAAACAAGACAGAGUUCACAGACAAAGCCAGCAAGCAAAAAGACUCCAGAGAGAAGGCCGACGAAACAGAGCCUACAGAAAAAACCAGCGAGCAGAAAGAGUCCGGAGACAGAGGACUCAGAGGAGAAAGCAGAAAGAAAGAGGAGUCCAGAGAAGGAGUCAGCCGCUCAGGAGGAACGAGCUGAAAACGCUCCGGAAAAGCAGGAAGAAUCAGCCGAAAUGACUCCAGAGGAGGAGUCGGUCACAAACACUACAGCAGAAGAAGAAACGCCCGCGGUUCAGGGAGUUUGUUCAGAGGAGACGGCGUCCAAACCAGGAGAGGAAGAGCCAGAGAGGCAGGAGGAGACGGAAGAGACGGAUCCUCCAGGAGCGCAGGCUGAACAGAGAGCUGGUGGUGACGGGCUGGCCGAGGUGGAGCAGCAGUCUGAGCCUGCAGGAGGCGCCACCGAGCCGCCCAAACCCACAAAACCUGUUGGAACCGAGUUCGUGCGUCCGGUCGUCGGCUACUUCUGCAACCUGUGUCAGGUGAUCUACGCCGACGAGGACGAGGCCAAGCAGCAGCACUGCAGCAGCCCCAGCCACUACCAGAGAUACCAGGAAAAAACAGGGAAGGAUCCGUGGGCCGACUGACAUCUGGACACAUUUGUGGCUCUUGACAGAAAACGAGUUUCAAAAAGGGAAUAUGUUGAAAUAUCAAAUUGAAAAUUACUGAUGUGGCUCAUCAGGAAAACAAAAUAUCAGAUGGAGAAAAAUAAAGUCUCUUUUGUGAUUAAAAAGUUCCUGCCAGCUGCUCUGAGAGAAGAGACGGCAGGUCAGAUAUCUGAACUCUCCUCGCUUCAACCUCGGCUGCUUUGUUUGUGACGACAAACUGACAGGAUCCAACCAGAGGUGACACACACACACACACACACACACCACCUGACGGCAAGAGCGGUGGGAUUGGAGCUGGGAUUAUUGCACAGAACACUAAACAAACAUUCAGCUGCUUCAUUUUUCGUUUUUUCUCCACCGGACGGUUCAGCUCUCGCCCCUAAACGAUGUUUCACGCUGGAAUCGCCGCGUCCUCUGAGAGAAGGAGCCUUCAGUUCCUGUUUUCAUUUUGUUGACUUGAUCAGACUGUGUGAGCGCUUCAGUUUCUUCAUGCACGGCUCCUGCUUUUGUGUUUGCAUUUAUUUAAAGGUUUAUAUCAUUUCACACCUGCUGCUUUCCAAACUCAUCAAGGCAGGAUUUUUUUGUGAUUUUUAUUUAAGUUUCGUGCCGUUCCACUGCGAUUCUCCUUCCUCUGGUGGGGAUUCAGUGUUUGACUGGAAAUGUGCCAACCUAGGACUUAAGACUGAAGUGAGCAGAGCGUCGCUGAGGGAAAAGAGUCCAUCUCACAGCGUCUCCAUGCAGUUUGAGUUUCAGAGCUCACAUUGAGUUGAAUCCCCUCCUCGCAGUGUUACUUCUGUUUUUGUUUGUUGGUUUGACUUCAGAUGGAAAUGUGUAUUAAAGAUGCAAAUUUUCAGUUUCAGGAAUGUCUCGCUCUCUUUAAUCUUCAUCACUGCAACCACUUUUCAUCUGUCGGGGGUCCUGUGCCUUGCUCAAGGGCAGGUUGACAGUUAAAGAAAGACUGAAUUUUUAGGCGGAAUCUGAUCAUCAAACCGUGAGUUUGGUGUGUAUUUAAUUUUUGUGAUGGUUUAGUGUACAGCGGCUAUUCUCCAAAACUGAAGCAUCACAUUUAAAAAAAAAAAAAAAAAAAAAAAAAAAAGGCCAAACAUCUGGAAACUGAUUCUUUUUCAGCAUUUAUUUUUAAAAAUCUAAGAAGCCUAACAUGAACAUGGAGGCUGAGCGUCGAGAACAAACAAAACAACUUAAAAAAAAAAAAAAAAAGACCAGAACAAAAAUGAAACAUUUCCAUGCACACGUGGUUUGAUGAGUCGGCUGAAGAGGCUACGCAGACGGCUUCUUCCCUUUCUUGGUGCCUUGUGUUUUGGUCUGCUCCCUUUCCAGAUAUUUCUGAAAGAGAAGGAACAUGAAGAAAAGCUCAGACCUCCUCUCCAACCAAAACCAGUUUUCACAUCUGUUCUUUAGAGUCUGCUGAUGCUAAAACAUCUUAUAAUGGCUUUGAAUCAGAAUUAUCAGCCAUAAUAUUUUUAUUUAAAGUCCCCAGUUCACAUCUGCAUUUCAUUUUGUUUCCCAAUCUUAAUGACCAUUUCUGCCAUUACACAUCCCUCUUCUUUUUAGAAUAUAGUGUUAAUUAUUGUAAGUUUAAUAAGAUGUAUAUAUUUUAAAAAAAUGAUAAUGAAGGGAAAGGUUUCAGCUUCUGCUUAUUCUUUGCUCACUGACACUAAAGGGCUGGUGAAAUGGUCUCAACUACUGUUUAAAUAGAGACCUGGGGAAAAAAAA